AUGUACAAACGAAGCGUUUUCACCAACAUCACCCCGCUCCCACCCUAUAUCACGCGGGAGACGGUCGUAGAAGCCCUCCACAACCAUUCGGAAAUGAUUGAACUGAAUCCUUUGGUGAUCCGUCAUCAGCCUUGUCGCCCGCCCGGCUUUUCGCCUGCGGAUGAAUUUCAUUGUACCUGGUACGAGAUGACCGACCGUAUCUCGUAUCUACCAGGCGGGCUUGUCCAGGGCAAUGUGUCCUACUCAGGGUGCUUUUAUGAUCUUCCGCGGGGCCUCCAGACGCAUGUCUAUGCCCCAACCGGUUUGGACAUCCGAGAAAAAUGGUCUGUAUGUGGGAAUAUGCCGGGAGAGCCGCGAGAGCCCGUCGAACUAGGCAUUCCCGAUGCCCCCCGUGAAGGGCUGUACCUUCGCGAAGAUGUGAACAUGCGGUCGCAGAUUUGGGCCACAGGCUUUGUUAAACGGACACUCAAAAAGGCCCAUGCGGUGCUCGUGGACCGGUUGGUCAUCAAGGCGGAUCUGGAAAAGCAGAAGAGGGACUCAGUAUCAGGAUGUGUAUCCGACUCAUAUCUCCAACAGCAGACAAGUCUGUCUAACGAUCAAAAGUCGACUCAAGAGGAGGACCCCAUGUCACCGCACCAGAAUCGCUGGUCAAGGGCCAGUGACAUUGCCGAAGUUCCUGGCUCGUUGCAGGCGGGACAGAGAUUCAAUCAGCGACCAGAUCGCCUUGUGCAUGAACUUGAAUAG
This is a messenger RNA of Aspergillus pseudonomiae, 744 nucleotides long. RefSeq lists its product as uncharacterized. The record is from RefSeq and is a predicted model, not a curated record. NCBI's taxonomy places the organism in Eukaryota, Fungi, Ascomycota, Eurotiomycetes, Eurotiales, Aspergillaceae. The transcript has a single exon. Bases 1 to 744 code for a protein of 247 amino acids.